Eucalyptus grandis is the source of this 3480-nucleotide messenger RNA. Its product is annotated as aconitate hydratase 1. The coding region runs from base 366 to 3068 and encodes 900 amino acids. Gene Ontology annotation, cellular component: mitochondrion; cytosol. Lineage: Eukaryota; Viridiplantae; Streptophyta; Magnoliopsida; Myrtales; Myrtaceae. The transcript is spliced from 20 exons. Gene Ontology annotation, molecular function: aconitate hydratase activity; 4 iron, 4 sulfur cluster binding. The record is from RefSeq and is a predicted model, not a curated record. Gene Ontology annotation, biological process: tricarboxylic acid cycle; citrate metabolic process.
UUAUUUUUCAGUGGGCUAAAUGGCGUCUUGUCUUUAGGAGAUGCUUCCCAUGGAGUAUAAUGUGAUCUGCAUGCAGGAGCAGUUUGAGCUACAGAUGUUUGACAUAAGGAGAUGCCAAAGAGCAGAGCAGAGUACGUUGUCGACUGUGAUUUCGUCAUGAUCAGCUUCGUGUCUCGCUCAGGAAGACCCUCCCAUAAAAGCUCAACAAGUCACUCCCGGCUUUCUUUCAGUGCGCCUGCAAUGGACAUCACGACAAGAACUCACCGCUUCAUCUGAAAAACAAAGUUGAAACACACCCAACUUCAACCCCCUCUCUCUCUCUCUCUCUCUCGCAGACCCAGUUGGUGUGUGUGUCGAAUUCGAUCAUGGGGAGUGAGAAUCCAUUCGAGAAAAGCAUUUUGAGGACGCUUGAGAAGCCUGACGGUGGUGAGUUUGGCAAGUACUACUCUUUGCCAGCUCUCGACGACCCUCGAAUAGAUAGGCUCCCAAUAUCUAUUAAGGUCCUCCUUGAAUCGGCAAUCAGAAACUGCGAUGAGUUUCAGGUCAAGUGUGAGGAUGUUGAGAAAAUCAUUGAUUGGGAGAAUACUUCUUCAAAGCAGGUUGAAAUUCCCUUCAUGCCAGCUAGAGUAUUGCUUCAGGAUUUUACAGGAGUGCCUGCUCUUGUUGAUCUGGCUUGCAUGCGCGAUGCUGUCAAGAACCUUGGAGGAGACCCAGAAAAAAUCAAUCCAAUGGUUCCAGUAGAUCUUGUAAUUGACCACUCAGUUCAAGCUGAUGUGGUGAGGUCGGAAAAUGCAGUGCAAGCGAAUAUGGAACUCGAGUUCGAACGUAACAAAGAAAGAUUCGGUUUUCUCAAGUGGGGAGCCAUUGCAUUCCAUAACAUGCUUGUUCUUCCGCCUGGAGGUGGGAUUGUGAAUUUGGAACACCUUGGCAGAGUCGUGUUUAACACCAAUGGCAUUCUAUACCCUGAUAGCAUCAUCGGCACCGAUUCCCAUACGACCAUGAUAGACGGGUUGGGAGUUGCUGGCUGGGGAGUUGGUGGAAUAGAAGCUGAAGCUGCAAUGCUUGGACAGCCAAUGAGUAUGCUUCUUCCGGGGGUGGUUGGAUUUAGAUUAUUGGGAGAACUGCGAGAAGGUGUGACAGCCACUGACUUGGUGUUGACAGUAACACAAAUGCUGCGGAAGCAUGGUGUUGUUGGCAAAUUUGUGGAGUUCUAUGGAGAAGGCAUGAGGAAACUAUCAUUGGCAGAUCGUACCACAAUAGCUAACAUGUCUCCUGAGUACGGCGCAACCAUGGGAUUCUUUCCAGUGGAUCAUGUCACUCUACAGUACCUCAAGUUGACUGGAAGAAGCGAUGAAACUGUUUCCAUGAUAGAGUCUUAUCUGCGGGCUAAUAACAUGUUUGUGGACUAUGAUGAGCCUCCGGCAGAGAAAGUUUUCUCCUCUUAUCUAGAGCUUGAUCUUAAAGAUGUCGAACCCUCUGUAUCAGGGCCAAAGAGGCCACAUGAUCGAGUUCUCUUGAAAGAAAUGAAGGCGGACUGGCGUGCAUGCUUGAACAAUAAAGUAGGAUUUAAGGGAUUUGCGAUACCAGUGGAAGCCCAGAGCAAGUUUGCAGAGCUCACGUUCAAUGGAACUCGAGAAAAGCUUAGGCAUGGUGAUGUUGUCAUAGCAGCUAUUACCAGUUGUACUAAUACCUCGAAUCCUAGUGUAAUGCUUGGGGCUGCUUUGCUUGCUAAGAAGGCCUGUGAAUUAGGAUUAGAGGUUAAACCAUGGAUUAAGACAAGUCUUGCUCCUGGUUCGGGAGUUGUGACCAAAUAUCUGACAAAGAGUGGCUUGCAGAAGUACUUGGAUCAGUUGGGCUUUUACACAGUUGGCUAUGGAUGCACCACAUGCAUUGGGAACUCAGGAGAUCUCCAUGAGGCUGUCGCUUCUGCAAUUACUGAUAAUGAUAUUGUUGCAGCAGCUGUACUCUCUGGCAACAGGAAUUUUGAGGGCCGCGUGCAUCCCCUUACGCGGGCUAAUUAUCUAGCUUCUCCCCCACUUGUGGUGGCCUAUGCUCUUGCUGGCACUGUUGACAUUGAUCUUGAAACAGAACCCCUUGGGCGCAGAAAAGAUGGAAGAAGUGUAUUUUUGAAGGACAUUUGGCCAACAAACGAUGAAAUAGCAAAAGCUGUGCAGUUGAAUGUGCUUCCAGAUAUGUUCAGGGCCACGUAUGAUGCAAUAACCGAAGGAAAUCCUCUGUGGAAUGGAUUACUUGUGCCUUCUGGAACUCUUUACGCGUGGGACCCAGCCUCGACUUACAUUCUUAAGCCACCUUUCUUUGAAAACAUGACGAUGACACCUCCUGGCCCUCGCAGCGUGAAGGAUGCAUAUUGCUUGCUCUAUUUUGGUGACAGCAUCACGACUGAUCACAUAUCGCCAUCCGGUAGCAUCCACAAGGACAGUCCUGCUGCUAAGUACCUGGUGGAACACGGGGUUGAUAGGAGAGACUUCAACUCUUACGGGAGUCGCCGUGGCAAUUACGAGGUGAUGGUGAGGGGCACUUUCGCCAAUGUCCGAAUUGUCAACAAGCUCCUGGAAGGAGAAGUCGGGCCUAGGACGAUCCACAUACCCAGUGGGGAAAAGAUGCACGUUUUCGAUGCUGCCAUGAGAUACAAGAAUGAGGGCCAGGACACUAUUGUCUUGGCUGGUUCUGAGUACGGUGUAGGGAGUUCCCGGGACGGAGCUGCCAAGGGUCCGAUGUUAGUGGGGGUGCAAGCGGUCAUAGCAAAGAGCUUCGAGCAAAUUCACCGCAGCAAUCUAGUUGGAAUGGGAAUUAUCCCGCUCUGUUUCAAACCUGGAGAGGACGCCGAGACGCUCAGGCUAAAUGGCCACGAAAGAUACACGAUCGACCUUCCAAACAAAGUGAGUGAAUUGAAACCCCGUCAAGAUGUGAAAGUAGUGACGGACAACGGGAAGUCAUUUGCAUGCACAUUGCGCUUUGACACCGAGGUGGAGCUGGCUUAUUUUGAUCAUGGUGGUAUUCUGCAAUAUGUCAUCCGGACCUUAGUCGAGGAUAAGCACAGAAAGUGAUAGCCCCUAUGUUACGGAAACUGGAAAUUCAACAUGGGUAUUAUAUUAGACUUGGGAAUCGAGCACGAUGUGUGUAAGUUAUGGAAUGAACAUCCAUUGAUCUUGAACUAAACCUGGGAGUGAUGUUUAGCCAAAAGAGAGACAGUCAUGAAAAAGUUUCUUGUGCUUGUUAAGGCUAUUCACGGUUCCAUGGGAAGUAAGUGGAAGCGACCAAAUUCAAGUGAUUCGACAGAACAGCAAGUAUCGAGAGCACAGGGAGAGGCAUAUGCAAGUUGGUACAUGUUUAUGGGAUCAGACCUGACUAUAGUUAGGACAAUUUAAGUAUUCCAUGUACAACGUACUCUUGUUCCGUGCGAAUAUCUCAUUGUAUGUGUCUGAACUUGCAGAGUCCCAAGGAAAAAGAAGGUUGAUG